Mesorhabditis belari is the source of this 744-nucleotide messenger RNA. The record is from the annotation of a GenBank genome assembly. NCBI's taxonomy places the organism in Eukaryota, Metazoa, Nematoda, Chromadorea, Rhabditida, Rhabditidae.
AUGAAACACUUAAUUGAGGUGUUUAUUUGCUUGCCACUCUUGGCUCAUUCCUUCGUGCUUGUGGAUGUGAAUGGAUGUAAAGAUACGAGUAGAAAGUGUCCAUCAACUACCACAACUCCAACAACAACCACAACAGCCACGACUAGGCCAAUCACCACAACCACUACACCAACCACAACGACAACAACAACAACAACAACAACAACAACAACAACAACUACUACUACUACUACUACUACUACCACUACCACCACUACAACGACGACAACGACCGUCAAAUGCCACGAGGUCCCUUUGACACCUCUUCUUCGCUCGUGGAACGGGAAAAGCGCCGAUCACUUCUACACAGAUAGUCCCGAUGAGCAACAAAAUGCCGUCAGCUUGGGCUAUUCGAUUGAAAGCAGCAUGGGUUUCCUCGGAACGUCAGGCGCAUGUGAUUGUCCGGGAAUCGUGCCGCUCUAUCGAAUGUGGUCGAGUUCAGUGAGCGAUCAUUUCUACACGACAAGCCAAUCAGAGAUGGUGAAAGCUCAGAACGAUUAUCAUUAUAAUCUCGAGGGGAUCACCGGGUAUUGUAUGCCGACAUCCGGUUGUGGCUUAUUACCACUCUACCGCUUCUGGAAUGGCAAAUCAGGAGAUCAUUUCUACACAAAUAGCGAGGCUGAGAAGGAGUCGGUUCUUCUCAAUUUGCACGAUUAUCAAUACGAGGGAAUUCAAUGCUAUGUCUGGUCGACGAACAGUCAUUGC